GAUAUUGUAAACACAUACCCGUUGGUCUCUGAGCAGAGAGCAAUAAACUCCACCACUUUAUGUUUGUCUGCUUCUGACCACGGCAGCCAACAUCAAUUCGUCGGCAUCGCUCGACCAAAACAGUGGUUAACAUUGGUAAACAGGGUUCCGCUCUGUUCCUAUCUUAUCGCCGUGUUCGUCUGUUUACAAACAUUGCUCAGACAACUUGUUAUCAGCAGAUAUUGAGGGAUUACAACCUGUUUGAUUAGUAAUCAUGCUGGAUGUAUUAACGGUGGCCGCAAUCGGUGCCAUUGUUCUGCUAAUGUACCAUUGGGUGGCGAAAAAAUACGAAUACUUCCUUACGAAGCCGGUGCCAUGCGUCAAGCCAACGUUCGGGUUCGGUAGCAACGCACCGCUCCUGUUCCGUCGCAUAGAUAUGACCACCCUUCUCACGAGACUCUACAACGCCUAUCCGGAUUGUAAAAUUAUGGGAUUCUACAAUUUCACCGAUCCCAUCUACCUUCUACGUGACCCACAAGUCAUCAAGAAGAUCGCCAUGAAAGAUUUCGACUUCUUCAUGGACCACUCAACGAUGACGGGUGACAGCCUCACAGAGGAUGAAGUCGACGGGGAGAGUUUGUUCGAAAACAUGCUAUUUUUACUGCGCGGUCAGAAGUGGAGGGAUAUGCGGGCAACACUGAGUCCGGCCUUUACGGGGAGCAAAAUGAGACACAUGUUCGGGUUGGUGGCUGAAUGUGGCCAAUCGAUGGUGGAAUUUCUCGUUUCGGAAGCAAGGGCUGGAAAAACGUUGGAGUACGAAAUGAAGGAUGUUUUUUCACGGUUCGGAAACGAUGUGAUCGCAACGGUGGCGUUCGGUAUCAGGAUGGAUGCAUUUCGCGAGCCUGAAAACCAAUUCUAUCUCAAGAGCAAACAAGUGUUCGAUAUCCAAUCCAUUCGGGUAGUAUUGAAACUCUUGCUACUUAAAGCCAUGCCCCGGUUGAUGCGGAAGUUGAAACUUGGUUUCAUACAUUCAAGCUCGACGGAUUAUUUCAAGAUUAUGAUCGUGGACAACAUGAAACAGAGGGAAGCUCACGGGAUCUUGCGAAAUGAUAUGAUUCAAAUGUUGAUGGAGGUUCGCAAAGGUGGGAUAAAAACAGACGCCGAUUUUGGAUCGGUGGAAGAAUCCCACUUCGUAAAAUCAACACACUCGAGAAAGUGGACGGACAAUGAACUUAUUGCCCAAUGUUUGCAAUUUUUCCUGGCAGGAUUCGACACCGUAUCAACCUGUUUGAUCUUUUUGACCUAUGAGUUGGCAAUCAACCCGGAUAUUCAGAAACGUCUCUACGAUGAAGUACUGGAGACCAAUCAGUCACUCAAUGGAAACCCGCUAACGUACGACGCACUUCAGAAGAUGCAAUACAUGGACAUGGUGGUAUCGGAAGUUCUUCGAUUAUGGCCUGUGAACGCAGUUUCCGAUCGAGUAUGCGUUAAAGACUAUCACUACACCGAUGAUAGCGGGACGCAUUUUGUGAUCGAGAAAGGAAUGCUCAUGCUGAUCCCCACGAUCGCGAUUCACAGAGAUCCAAAGUACUACCCGUGCCCAGAUAAGUUCGAUCCAGAGCGCUUCAGCGAAGAGAACCGUUCGCGAAUCAAUAUCGAAUCUUAUAUGCCGUUCGGUGUGGGCCCGCGAAGUUGCAUCGGGUCCCGAUUGGCACUGAUGGAAGUUAAGUCCAUCAUUUACUAUUUGGUGAAGGAAUUCAGGCUGGAGCCUACCGAGAAGACCCAGAUUCCGCUGCGGCUAACGAAGAAAAUGUCCACCUUGGCACCGGAGGGUGGCGUUUGGUUGGAGUUGAACCCGAGACAUUCUUGAGUUAUUGUGUUUCGAUCCUAAUAGAAAAGUAGUUGCGUUACUGUUUACUGUGUUUACGUUUCAUUUGAUGUAAAAUAACAUUCUGUCAUAUAUACAAAA
This is a messenger RNA of Toxorhynchites rutilus septentrionalis, 1948 nucleotides long. Its product is annotated as probable cytochrome P450 9f2. The record is from RefSeq and is a predicted model, not a curated record. Lineage: Eukaryota; Metazoa; Arthropoda; Insecta; Diptera; Culicidae. Gene Ontology annotation, molecular function: monooxygenase activity; oxidoreductase activity, acting on paired donors, with incorporation or reduction of molecular oxygen; heme binding. The coding region runs from base 254 to 1849 and encodes 531 amino acids. The transcript is spliced from 2 exons.